This is a messenger RNA of Lepisosteus oculatus (spotted gar), 6344 nucleotides long. The record is from RefSeq and is a predicted model, not a curated record. Lineage: Eukaryota; Metazoa; Chordata; Actinopteri; Semionotiformes; Lepisosteidae.
CCUGAGAGUCGCAGACAGGAACUCCCAGCUCGGGCUCAGAGCCGAGGUUGGUGUCAGCUGCUGCAGGGAUCCUCCGCAACAGGAAGACGGCCGCCCGGACCAAGCUAAAAGUUUCCAGAGAAAGGCCGAAGCGGAGGGAGGUGGCUCUCUUACAGACGGGUUUCGCAGCGCUCCGCUCCCGCUGAAUGGGAUUUCUGUCCUGAGCGCUCACCAUUUCCCAGGAAAACAAGACUGGGUUACGCUUAGCGCCAUGGCGUCCACUGUGACCCUGGAGGACGCCCUGUCCAAUGUGGACCUGCUGGAGGAGCUGCCCCUCCCGGACCAGCAGCCCUGCAUCGAGCCACCGCCCUCCUCCCUCAUGUACCAGCCGAACUUCAAUACCAACUUUGAAGACAGGAAUGCCUUUGUCACUGGCAUUGCGAGAUACAUUGAGCAAGCAACGGUCCACUCCAGCAUGAAUGAGAUGCUGGAGGAGGGUCAGGAGUACGCAGUGAUGCUGUACACCUGGAGGAGCUGCUCCAGAGCCAUUCCCCAGGUGAAAUGUAAUGAGCAGCCGAACAGGGUGGAGAUUUAUCCUUUCGGGCAGCGCAACGCCAUCGACCGUUUCUGCGGCGAGGUGCGGCGGCUGUGCCACGCCGAGCGGAGGAAGGACUUUGUGUCGGAGGCCUACCUGCUGACGCUGGGGAAGUUCAUCAACAUGUUUGCGGUGCUGGACGAGCUGAAGAACAUGAAGUGCAGCGUCAAGAACGACCACUCCGCGUACAAAAGAGCAGCCCAGUUCCUUCGGAAAAUGUCUGAACCUUCAUCCAUUCAAGAGUCUCAAAAUCUGUCAAUGUUUUUGGCUAACCACAAUAAAAUAACCCAGUUGGCUGACAUUGUGAAUCUCUGUGUGGAUUAUUACGAGAACAAGAUGUACCUCACUCCCAGUGAGAAGCACAUGCUGCUCAAAGUGAUGGGGUUUGGAUUGUACCUAAUGGAUGGUUCAAUGAGCAAUAUUUACAAACUGGAUGCCAAGAAAAGAAUAAAUCUGACCAAAAUUGAUAAAUUUUUCAAGCAACUUCAGGUUGUUCCACUGUUUGGCGACAUGCAGAUUGAGCUGUCGAGGUACAUCAAGAACAGCGCUCACUUUGAGGAGAACAAGUCUAGGUGGUCCUGUACCUCCAUUGGCAGCAGCCCACAGUACAACAUCUGCGAGCAGAUGAUCCAGAUCCGAGAGGACCACAUGCGCUUCAUCUCGGAGCUGGCCCGCUACAGCAACAGUGAGGUGGUGACGGGCUCGGGCCGGCAGGAGGCUCAGAAGACGGACGCGGAGUACCGGAAGCUGUUUGACCUGGCGCUGCAGGGGCUGCAGCUUCUGUCCCAGUGGAGUGCUCAUGUCAUGGAAGUGUACUCGUGGAAGCUGGUGCACCCCACUGACAAAUACUCCAACAAGGAGUGCCCAGAUAAUGCAGAGGAGUAUGAAAGAGCAACAAGAUAUAAUUACACCAGCGAGGAGAAGUUUGCCCUUGUGGAGGUUAUGGCCAUGAUCAAGGGCCUGCAGGUCCUGAUGGGGAGAAUGGAGAGCGUCUUCAACCAUGCCAUCCGCCACACCAUCUACUCCGCCCUGCAGGACUUUGCCCAGGUCAACCUCAGGGAGCCCCUGCGCCAGGCCAUCAAGAAGAAGAAGAACGUUAUCCAGAGUGUCCUUCAAGCUAUAAGGAAGACUGUCUGCGACUGGGAGACUGGUCGGGAACCUCCCAAUGAUCCGGCCCUCCGUGGAGAGAAGGACCCCAAGGGUGGCUUCGAUAUCAAAGUGCCCCGUCGGGCUGUGGGACCAUCCAGUACACAGCUGUACAUGGUGAGAACCAUGCUUGAGUCGCUCAUCGCUGACAAAAGCGGCUUCAAGAAAACCCUGCGGAGCAGUCUUGAGGGACCCACCAUUUUGGAUAUAGAAAAAUUCCACCGGGAGUCCUUCUUCUACACACAUUUGAUAAAUUUCAGUGAGACGCUGCAGCAGUGCUGUGACCUGUCCCAGCUGUGGUUCCGGGAGUUCUUCCUGGAGCUCACAAUGGGCCGCAGGAUCCAGUUCCCGAUCGAGAUGUCCAUGCCCUGGAUUCUCACAGACCACAUCCUGGAGACCAAGGAGGCGUCCAUGAUGGAGUAUGUUCUUUAUCCCCUGGACCUGUACAAUGACAGUGCCCACUAUGCCCUGACCAAGUUCAAGAAGCAAUUCCUGUACGAUGAGAUUGAGGCUGAGGUAAACCUGUGUUUUGACCAAUUUGUUUAUAAGCUUGCGGACCAGAUAUUUGCCUACUACAAGAUUCUGGCUGGAAGCCUGCUCUUAGACAAACGUCUGCGAGCAGAGUGCAAGAAUCAAGGAGCUAACAUCCCCUGGCCAGCUUCCAACAGAUACGAGACCUUGCUGAAGCAGAAGCAUGUUCAGCUCCUGGGCAGAUCCAUAGACCUGAACCGCCUGAUCACUCAGCGCGUCUCUGCCGCCAUGUACAAGUCCCUUGAGCUGGCCAUCAGCCGCUUCGAGAGUGAGGAUCUCACCUCUAUCAUGGAGCUGGAUGGGCUACUGGAGAUCAAUCGGAUGACACACAAGUUGCUCAGUAAGUUCCUGACUCUGGACAGCCUGGAUGCCAUGUUCAGAGAGGCCAACCACAACGUGUCUGCGCCUUAUGGCAGAAUCACCCUUCAUGUCUUUUGGGAGCUCAACUAUGAUUUCCUUCCCAACUACUGCUACAAUGGAUCCACCAACAGGUAUGUGCGCACUGUUCUGCCCUUCUCCCAGGAGUUCCAGAGGGACAAACCACCCAAUGCGCAGCCACAGUACUUGUAUGGCUCAAAGGCGCUGAAUCUGGCAUACAGCAGUAUCUUUGGAUUCUACAGGAACUUUGUGGGGCCUCCUCAUUUCAAGGCUAUCUGCAGGCUCCUGGGUUACCAAGGUAUUGCCGUGGUGAUGGAGGAGCUGCUGAAGGUGGUCAAGAGUCUGCUACAGGGAACCAUCCUGCAGUACGUGAAGACCCUGAUGGAAGUCAUGCCUAAGAUCUGCCGCCUCCCUCGCCACGAGUAUGGCUCCCCAGGCAUCCUGGAGUUCUUCCAUCACCAGCUGAAAGACAUAGUGGAGUAUGCUGAGCUGAAGACUGUGUGUUUCCAGAACCUCCGAGAAGUGGGCAACGCUGUCCUCUUCUGUCUCCUCAUCGAACAGAGCCUGUCUCAGGAAGAAGUGUGUGACCUGCUGCAUGCUGCUCCGUUCCAAAACAUCCUUCCCAGGGUCCAUGUGAAAGAGGGUGAACGCCUGGAUGCCAAGAUGAAACGUCUGGAAACAAAAUACACAGCAUUGCAUCUUGUUCCACUGAUAGAACGCUUGGGAACCCCACAGCAAAUCGCCAUCGCCAGGGAAGGAGACCUGCUGACCAAGGAGAGGCUGUGCUGCGGCUUGUCCAUGUUCGAGGUCAUCCUGACCCGUGUUCGCAGCUUCCUGGAUGACCUCAUCUGGCGCGGGCCCCUGCCCAGCAACGGCGUGAUGCACGUGGACGAGUGUGUGGAGUUCCACCGGCUCUGGAGCGCCAUGCAGUUCGUGUACUGCAUCCCCGUGGGCGCCCACGAGUUCACCGUCGAGCAGUGCUUUGGGGAUGGGCUGCACUGGGCUGGGUGUAUGAUCAUCACUCUGCUAGGGCAGCAGAGGAGAUUUGACAUCCUGGAUUUCUGUUACCACCUGCUGAAGGUGCAGAAGCACGAUGGCAAGGAUGAAGUCAUCAAGAGUGUGCCUCUGAAGAAAAUGGUGGACAGGAUCCGCAAGUUUCAGGUGCUGAACGACGAGAUCUUUGCCAUCCUAAACAAGUAUCUGAAGUCUGGGGACGGGGAGAACACGCCAGUGGAGCAUGUUCGCUGUUUCCAGCCGCCAAUCCACCAGUCUCUGGCCAGCAACUGAGGUCUCCAACUUCAGUCGCCACUGCCAUCUGCCUCCAUUUGUCAGUUGACUGGCGAUGAGUCCGGACAUUGCAGCUUAAUAGGAGCUGAAAACAUAAGCCUGUCAUUCUGGCCUUAAGUCGGGUAUUUGGAGGAGGAUUCUGUACACAAACGCUUGUGCCUUAUUAAAGAAAUAAAUAAGAAACAGUAAUGCUCAUAGCCCAUUCAAAAUUGUCAUAUUUAGGCAUUAUAAAGAGUUUUUUGUAUUGUGCAACCAUACUUACUUUUAAGUGCUUUAGAAAGAUAUAAACAAAUUUGUUUCCCCUUGUAUCAGAACAAAAAAAAAAAGUCAGUGUCAGCAAUUACAGUUGACAGAAAUCAAAAAUGUCACUACAGGGGAUUCUUAACUCGGAGAAGAUUUCACUUUUCGCGAGCGGGUCAUGGCAGAAGUAGCACAUUUCAUGAAUAUUUUCUGACUUUUAUACAAUACGUUCAACAAAGAAGGUAUUCACAAUCUAAAUAGCUGAGAAAUAAGUAUAACAUUGCUGAACCUAAAUCAAAAUUUUACAUUAGCUUUUACUAUAGCCUGUUCCAUAACUGUGAAAUUGACAGACACUGGCAGAUGGUGGUAUUUCUGUUGCUUGCUCAUUUGCAAUUAAAAAAGGGGCUUUCUUUCAGUUCAGUUUCUGGAAGCUGAACCUCUGACACAGCAACUGGCGAUGAAAUACUCAUACAUUUUAUCAGCACAUGGGGAAACCACCAGCUCUUGCUCAGCUCUUUUUAAAGGUUCUGUCUUAAUUUCAUCAUAUCUGUUAUUAAUUGUUUCUUCAAUUUUUAAGCAUCGAAGACACUAAUUUGUUGUUGGGGGUUUAUUAUCUGCAGUUAACCUUUUUGAUUUGUGAUUCUCAAGCUAAACGGCAAUUGAUCGAGGUUUUUCUGUGCAAAUUUCACAUGGGGUGCAAUGUUCCCACCGUUCUGCUGGAAAUUCAUAACAAAAUUAGUAUUGUUAUGAAUUUCCAGCAGAGUAUUGAAUGCUUGAUGCUUGUCAAACACCGACUUGAGCAGUCGCGCCGAUGUAUUUGUACCACGUUUGCUGGAAUUUGAAGGACCUUUGUUUUACUGAAGGUUAGUCUUGGCAUCCACCAGAGCCGAAAGAGGAGAAAUUGCAUGCCUUGGAGUUGUCCAAGCUGUGUUGUAUAUCGUGAAGGUCUGUCACCAGGCAAGGCUCCAGACAGCCUGGCUUUGCCAUGCACUUGCUGGUCAAAGGUCUGUUUUUCUGAGUGUGAGAGGCUAAAUCCAGAUUAUUCUGUUCCAAUGUGGCAAUAAUGAAAGUUCCUGUUUUGAGUGUUAAGAAGUAAACCAUUGCUACAGUAUUGGCACUCGUUUAUUGUAAGUGACAACAGAUCAGACAUAGGCAAGGAGACAUCCAGUCAUACUGACUUGUACAUCAGAGUCAUUCGUUCAAGACGGGCUUUUGUUUUUCCCAUUUGGCAUGUACAGUUAACAACUCUGCUUCUGCGUCUAAUAAAAUUGUUCAGAAUGGAUUAGAACCUCGACAUUUAAAAGGUAGAAAUGUGGUUUAUUUUGCUUUUCAGGUGGAAUUGACUGCAUUGUAUGCAGAGACUUUUUAGCAGCUUGUAAGAUAGAGGCUUUCAAUAAGUCAGUGUUUCUUAAAAAACCCAAAUGGCUUGUCAUCAAGAUCUGGGCAAUAAUAAAUGCAAGCGACUUCACAUUUAAAGGCAUCAGCUCUAUAUUUGUGUGCAAACCACAUGUUAAUUACACUUCUGACUCGGUUAUUCGGGUUUCAUCAUCUAACAGUGACCUAGAUAAAUAGUUUAUUAAGCAAAAUUUGCCAUUUGUCAUUUUAAGAAGACCCAUCAUAUAUGUAAAUUAUCUACUAAAGGCCUAUCUCCAAUUCCAGAAAUUAAUAUAACGUUUACCAAGUACCCUGAGGUCUGUUGUUUUAUUUUGUAAAAAAAAAAAACAGUAUUUCUUGAAUAUUUUUCUACUUUUAACAAUGCAUUCAAUGACUUUUUCUACCUUUCUCAAGCAAAUAUCCAAGUAAAUACAUUUUGGUCCGAAUUCAGAAAAUAUAAAAUGCCACCUUUGUUCCUGCACUAGUUAUUUUAUACCUUAUUUUAUAAAAAAGGGGUAAGCUAAGAAGUCAAGGGGUUUUUAUAACAGGGUGAAUGGUAAAAUGGUUAGUAGUGGUGAAGUGUGAGUAGUCAAUCUCAAAUAAAGUGCCUUUAGAAAAUACUUUGGAAUAGUACAAUUGCAUGCUAGGUUAAAAAAGGACUUGAUCAUAUAACCUUAAUCUGAAUUACAGAACUAAACCAAGUUUACUCACUUGAUUUUUUUUUUCCCUUUUAACUAGAAAUUGCCUUUGUUUCUAUUUGAAUUGUUUUAACUGCAUUUGAAUUCAAUAAAAUAAUGGUGAUCUGAGCUUUUUA